This is a messenger RNA of Hibiscus syriacus, 531 nucleotides long. RefSeq lists its product as uncharacterized. Lineage: Eukaryota; Viridiplantae; Streptophyta; Magnoliopsida; Malvales; Malvaceae. The coding region runs from base 1 to 531 and encodes 176 amino acids. Gene Ontology annotation, molecular function: nucleic acid binding; RNA-DNA hybrid ribonuclease activity. The transcript has 2 exons. The record is from RefSeq and is a predicted model, not a curated record.
AUGAGGAAUUCGUUAUUGCAUAUCUUACGUGAUUGCCCUUCAAUGAGCAAUCUUUGGAUAGUUCUUCCCGAUUGCAUUCCUAACAAUUUUUUUCAGUCUUCCUCUCCGGACCCGGAUUUUGCAAGGGAUUUCCUCCAAUCGACUGUGCUCUCUAUCUCAAGGCUCUUGGUGUCAAUUGUUUACUUCGAUCAUUUGGCAGAGUUGGAAAAGAAGAAACGCCUUCGUGUUCUCCAAUGUCAAGAUGGAUGUUCACCCCCUGCAAAGUUUGGUUCCAUGGGAAGUUGUAUACGCGAUCAUAAAGGUCAAUACAUUCUAUCUUUCACAAAGAAGCUGGGUAUUGUAAUUGUACUCAAUGAUGAGUUAUGGAGUAUUUCAGAAGGUUUACACCUUGCUUGGGAUCGAGGCUACCGCAGAGUCAUUAUUCAAAGCGACAAUGCCGAAUGUAUAACUAUAAAGCUCCUCUCCCCACCUUCAGCCAACAACCCUUUCAGCACUGUUAAACCCAUCGCUUCGCUUUACGCCCAAGAUUGA